Messenger RNA from Dimorphilus gyrociliatus, 946 nucleotides. The record is from the annotation of a GenBank genome assembly. NCBI's taxonomy places the organism in Eukaryota, Metazoa, Annelida, Polychaeta, Dinophilidae.
AUAUUUUGAAUCGAUUAUCGCUCAUGAGCGUUAUUUCAAAUUUCAUUUGAAGUUUUAACUUUGUUAUCGUUUAUAAUUCCAUUUGCUUUCCUUACUAUCAUUUUAUAAAAGGUAAGCAAUAUUCGAUGGUGUAUCAUAUGUUGUCUAUUGGAAUAAUUUAUAAUAUAAGGAUUAGAAAGCCUAUCAAUCUUAAAUGUACUAUGGAAUAUAUUUGCGUUUUUUUAUUUAAAUUUUGUUUUGAAUUACAUAAUGACUUCCCUCGCGAAAUUGUGUUUAGUGUUCACUUUCAACAGUAAGCAAUAGUGUAUUUACUAUUCAGAACAGUUCACUUUCAAAACAAUUUAGACAACCAGAGUUAUCGCUGAUUGGUCGGCGCCAUAUUUUGAACAACAACUUUAAACAUAUUUAAAUAUUUUAGAAUUUAUUCAUUUUCAGGACUUCUAGAGAGUAAUUAAUCGACUAAGAAGGAUCUAUAGCUGAUAUUAAAACAAUUGCAAUUAUGGGGAAUCAGAGUGUUAAGGAAUUUACAGAAUCUCUCCCGAACGAAGUAUAUUCGACGCCACGAAAUUAUCGGUCGGUUAAUCCAGCUUUCGACCCACGUUCUCCUUCUUUGGAAAUACAAAGAACACCAAUUGAAGUUCAGAAAACUCCAGAAAUGAUCUCAGAUCCAAGAUCACCGUGUGCUAGCUUUGCAAGAACCCCGAUCUAUGAAAUCCACAAGUCUCGAUCUAAUCCCGAGCUUAAUAGAUCGUUCACUCUUGAGAAGAAAAUGAGCUCAGCUUCAAAUUCACCGACGCCAAAACGAAAAUUUAAAAGGAAGAAGAUAUCUAGCCGUUCUCCAUUUAAGGUUGUUCAAGGAUCAAUGACGCCAAGAGAAAUGGUGCAUAAGAAAUUGAUGAGAGAUGUCGAUGAAGCUAUGCAGGAUCAAGAAAAUGUCUGUAUAUGA